Austrofundulus limnaeus is the source of this 3055-nucleotide messenger RNA. RefSeq names its product calcium binding protein 7b (gene cabp7b). Gene Ontology annotation, molecular function: calcium ion binding. Gene Ontology annotation, cellular component: trans-Golgi network membrane. NCBI's taxonomy places the organism in Eukaryota, Metazoa, Chordata, Actinopteri, Cyprinodontiformes, Rivulidae. The transcript is spliced from 5 exons. The coding region runs from base 991 to 1632 and encodes 213 amino acids. The record is from RefSeq and is a predicted model, not a curated record.
ACUCCUCUGAUAUGGAAACAAGCGCAGAGGCUGAGAAGCGUCACCUGUUGCGAAGCAUCACCAUCUUCGUUUUAUUUAUUUUCCCUCCCUCCUGUCACACAAUGUGUUGUGUUGAAAUGUCCGAACGGGUGGAGUGAAGGCAGGAAUCGUCUCGUCGGAGGCGGUGACAGUGUGAGCGUGAAGCAGAGGCAGGCUUUGGAUCAGACAGCAGAGGAAGCGUCGCAGCUUCAUUCAGCGCGUCUGGAUCAGAUGAGAGGGAGGGGGGUCACCCAGGAUUCCCUUAAAACCGCUCUCCAGGGAGGGGGGGCGGGGGGCUAAGACGAGGUGUUUUUUUUAUAUUACUAUUAUUAUUCCAGCAUCGUUUUAUUGGAUAGGAUCAACGCUUUGCAGCUUCAGAGAAACCUCCAUCGAUUUUUUUUAUUAUUAUUAUUUCAUUUUUUUUUUCUUUUUUCUUUUAUUUCUAAGAUGCCGCAACGGGGAAGAAAAGUGAUGGGAACAAGCUGUUGUGGGAAUCAGUGAAAUCAGAUGAGAGUUUCUCUUCGUGCUUUCCUGUUUUUGUUCUUUUUUUUUCUUCUUGCUGCCAUAAGAUCCACAAAUGAACGGAAAAAGCAGUCCGCUCAUUUCCUUUGAACCCAGUCGAUCCGGCGAGAUAAAUUCGUACCGUUCCAGCUCGGAUCAACAGGCUUUUUGAAGCAAAAACUUUACCUUAUUUUUAAAUCCUUCUAUGCACUGAACACCGAGGCCAUUUCCAGGCUGCCUCCCGGUGUCAAACACACGCCCCGUGAAAUGUGAUUUUUUUUUUCUUCCUUUUUAAAAAAGAUAUAACAAAAAAGCUGAACUUUGUAAGGAUUCGUGGUAUUUUUUUUUUAUUCGCUUGAUAUUUCCUCUGAAAUAUCAAGGAGAGCAGCUGAAGAGGUCCGUCCACAUCCAACUCCGGAGAGCGAGGCUAUAUGAAGAUCGAGACCCAGUUGUUGGUUUCCCCUAGCAGAGAUGCCAGUGCGUGCUGUGACCACCAGGUUCAUGUACAAGGGGCUUUGCACUAUUCCCGAUGUCCUCACCUGCCGGACCCCUGUUAGCCUGCCUGAGGACGAGGUGGAAGAGAUCCGUGAAGCUUUCAAGGUAUUUGACAGAGAUGGGAAUGGCUUUAUCUCAAAGCAGGAGUUGGGAAUGGCCAUGCGCUCUCUGGGCUACAUGCCGAAUGAGGUGGAGCUGGAGGUCAUCAUCCAAAGACUGGACAUGGAUGGUGACGGCCAAGUUGGCUUUGAAGAGUUUGUCACCUUGCUCGGCCCUAAGCUGUCGGCUGCCGGGAUGCCUGAUAAAUUCCACGGAGCGGACUUUGAUUCAGUGUUUUGGAAGUGCGACAUGCAGAAACUGACAGUGGACGAGUUAAAGAGGCUGCUGUACGACACGUUCCGCGACCAUCUCACUAUGAAGGACAUCGAGCACAUCAUCAUGACUGAAGAAAACCACCUGAACAGUCCAGAGUCUCACGUGGACAUCGACACGAGCCCCACGCAGCAGGAAAAGCACACGUGUGUGCGUAAAAGCCUGAUUUGUGCCUUCGCUAUUGCAUUUAUCAUCAGCGUCAUGCUCAUUGCAGCAAAUCAAAUGCUCCGGAGAGGUAUGAAGUAAAUAAAUUGCACCAGCAGGACAAAGAAGAUCUAUGGAUGGGAAAAUGAAAAAAAAAAUGAACAAAUGUUAACCAAAAUGUGUUCUAAUUUUUUGGUUUUCUUCACACUUGACACCCAUGACAAUAACAUCAGAGCUUCUUUCUACAAUACAGGAUGAAAUGAUGUCAUAUUGUGGUUUUGUGUGAGAUUAUGUAUCUUACGAUGACAAAAAGAAUGAUAGAAAGAUAGGUCAAGGGCUGAUUAGUGUCAGAAACAUAACUAAAAAAACAAGCAGGAAUUUAAAAUUUUAGAGCUCAGAAAGUGAUUUAUGAGUAUUGAGAACUUUUCUAUAUGUAAUGCACCAAAAAAAAAAGAUCAAAUGAUUGCGAUCAAGCAAAACAAAGGUUAUAUUUGUAAUUUUCAAUUUAAAAUCAUUAGCUGUUAAAUUAAGGAUGCAUUCUGAUGCAUUUUAUCUCUUACUUGUUAUCCUGAUUAUCAUACUGGCUCACUUUCUCUUUCAACAAAUCAGCCUUCUUUAAUCCCAAACACAAGAUAAGAAAUAAUUAGUCAGAAAUAAUUAGCCCUGAUUAUUGCUUCCUGUUAGCCAGUGUAGGAAUAAAAGAUCACAACAUAGAGCAAAUCUUUUACGCUUACAUUUUGUACAUAAAUUCAGAUCAUUUCACCUGUAAAGCUGUCAUAAUGUUGACAUUUUUUGUCAUUAAUAACUUGUCAUGACAUCACAUCAACACACUCUGAAAGGUGCUUGUUAGGCACAUUAUUGUUUAUUGUUUAGGAUCCCCAUCAGCUGGGCCUUACACCCAGCUACUCUUCCUGGGGUCCAUCGUUAAAAAUACGUACACAUAAUACAAUGAAAAUAUUCAAAAUAUAUGACAGAUGAUAAAAGUAAAAUACAUAUCAAUUCAAUUAUUAAUUACAGCUCAUCUAUGAAAAUUAUAUGUUAAAAAAUACAAUAAUUAACCAUUUAAUUUUAUAAAUAAGUUGCGCCAACAAAACAAAAUUAUGUGAACAGUAUCAGAUGCAACUUUCCAAAAACUAUGAAAGAAAAGAAUCAAAAGUGUUACAUUUCGUGUUUGUGAAUUUGUGUUUUAUCUAAGAGAAACCAUCUAAAGCUAAUCUGAAUGGAAGACCUGAGUGUUUGAACCUCUUUACAACAACACUACCCUCAUAAAGAAUGAAUGCACAGUUAAUAAUCAGGUUAUUAUUUCAGGCUUAUAAAUCAUUAAUUAACUGCUUUAGGGUUUCAGAAUUUUAUUUUAAAAAGUACCAACAGUGACCUGUUUCAUGUCAAAUAGUGUCUAAAUUUAUCUGCGGUCUUUAACUUACUGUUUGCCUUGGGUUUGUCAGGAACUUUGGGAUUGAUUGAUUGAUUGAUUGAUUGAUUGAUUGAUUGAUUGAUUGAUUGAUUGAUUGAUUGAUUGAUUGAU